CACAUAUCACCUGUUACAGCAAACCAAAAAAUAGGCACGAUGGAGCAAAUCGUCGUCACUACUAACUUUGCCGAAAGUUGCUACUACGAUCAGCAAAACCAAAUCCGUUUUGACCCACCGGUGUACGAGCAACGAUAUUGCACCAUUUUACGCCUGCUUGAAUUGCGGUUUUGGAAGAACUCUUUCAAAAAGAUUGUAGAGUUCGGUUGUGCCGAGAUGAAGUUUUUCAGAUUGCUCCGCUCACUGUCCGCGGUUGAGAAACUGCUUGAGGUCGACAUCGAUGGCAGAUUGUUAAGACAAUGCCAACACCUGGUCAGGCCUCUGCUUGCGGAUUAUAUAGCGCCCCGAGCCUCUCCUUUCACGGUUGAAGUUUGGCGAGGAGAUAUCUCGGUGGCUCACAAUUGCCUCCAAGGUACGGACGUGGUGAUCGGAAUCGAAAUCAUUGAGCAUUUGCAUCAACCGGUGCUCGAUAAGGUUCCAGAGAACGUGUUCGGUUUCAUCAAACCGAAGGUGGCCCUCUUUUCGACACCGAAUGCCGAGUACAACGUACUGUUUGAUAGUUUACUGCCGAAUGGGUUCCGCCACGAUGAUCACAAGUUCGAAUGGACGCGAGCACAGUUUCAGGAAUGGGCCAGCGAUAUCUGCAGCCGGUAUCCGGAUUAUUGUGUCAAAUAUUUCGGCAUCGGCCCACCACCGCUCAACUCCGAAGCGGUCGGGUACGUGAGCCAAUUGGCUGUGUUUGUGCGGAAAGAUUUUUUGGAUAGCUUGUCCGAAUCGAUUGCACUCGCUCAAGAGCCAAGUGACAUUCCAGUACCGGUAGCGGACACCGCAAGCCGACCGAUCGCAGUAUUGAACGAAGAAACAGAUGAAAUCCAUCUCUUGUUCGAUCCAUCGGCCAGCGGUUCGCAAGAGCAAGAACCGGACAACUCUCGAUUUGUGCAUGACGACGUUGAAGCAGCACAUGCGUGGAGACAAAAUGAGGUUGAAAAUUAUGACCUGGCCGAUGAUUAUGAUGAUGGUGAUGACGACGAAUACGACGAGGAUGAGGAAGUGUUUCAAAUUAACGUUCCCGAGGAGGAACUGCGUAGACAAAGAGUACGUAAUGAUAGUGGCAACUACGAAGAAGAAGAGAUUCCGGAAGAUUCAGUCUAUGAGUUGAUCUUCAGUUCGGCUUACCCCGUAACGCCGCCGGAUGAGCGAUCGCGCGAAAAACGUGUACAGGACGCGGCAGAGUAUCAGUUUCGUAUACUGCGUUUUAUUAGUGACGACUAUCUGGAUGCCGAAAACGAUCGCUUUCUUAUUCCGCUGGAAACCAUACGCAAUGGUAUGGUGACGGAGGAGAUAGAAGUUGACGAGCUGCGUGAAAUAUUGUCAGCGGCUGGCUACAAAAUCGUGGACGGUUUCGUCAUGCUGGACGUGGAACAAUCCUCGGAUGAGGAGGACGUUGACUAUGAUUUCGAUGGGAGUACCAGCUACGAACCGUGGCCAGAAGGGAUCGCGGAAGGAAGUAACAAUCAAGUAGUUGCAGGAGCAGCAGUGUGUCUCGCUGAUGACGACGAGAAAUGGGACUAGAGAUCUGUGUGUUUGUUUUUUCAUUAUCAUUUCAUUCCUAUUGAGUUGCGAAACACGAAUUAACGAAAAAAGCGUACGAAUAGAGAAUUACUUUUGAACUUGUUGCGAAUUGCAACAUUACACCUGAAUUACAGCGAAACGUUGUUUAGGUCCGAUUUAUUUUGCACGGACAGUACUUAAUGUAUUUUCCCCCAAAACACUCAUUUACCUCACACCUUUAAGUUAAUUUGAUCCAUUAUCCAUUUGAUCCAAAACAUUAA
This is a messenger RNA of Anopheles bellator, 1832 nucleotides long. RefSeq lists its product as uncharacterized. Lineage: Eukaryota; Metazoa; Arthropoda; Insecta; Diptera; Culicidae. The record is from RefSeq and is a predicted model, not a curated record. Gene Ontology annotation, cellular component: nucleus; cytoplasm. Gene Ontology annotation, biological process: RNA methylation; siRNA processing; piRNA processing. Bases 40 to 1572 code for a protein of 510 amino acids. Gene Ontology annotation, molecular function: RNA methyltransferase activity; O-methyltransferase activity. The transcript has 4 exons.